This is a messenger RNA of Metarhizium robertsii ARSEF 23, 1299 nucleotides long. Its product is annotated as Concanavalin A-like lectin/glucanase. Gene Ontology annotation, molecular function: hydrolase activity, hydrolyzing O-glycosyl compounds. Gene Ontology annotation, biological process: glucan catabolic process. The record is from RefSeq and is a predicted model, not a curated record. The transcript is spliced from 4 exons. The coding region runs from base 1 to 1299 and encodes 432 amino acids. NCBI's taxonomy places the organism in Eukaryota, Fungi, Ascomycota, Sordariomycetes, Hypocreales, Clavicipitaceae.
AUGCGCCCCGUAACCGCUUGGCUGCUUGCCGUCCACUGUGCAGCCUCAGCGGCUGAGCAGUUUCGUCUCAACCAGACAUACGACGCCAGCAACUUCUUCAAGUCUUUCGACUUCCGCACUACCGGUGGUAUCCCAACUCAAAAUGACGACAAUUGGUCGUGGGUCAAGUACCAAAAUUUGACAAACGCCCAGAAAAAGGGUCUAGCCAAGAUCAAAGACGGCGAGGUCUACCUGGGCAUUGAUCAUACCAGGGUUCUGAAUAAGACGUCUGCCGAGGGACGCGACAGUCUCCGGGUUGUCUCGAAAAAGGCAUUCAAGUACGGCUUGGUUAUCACUCGUUUUACUCAUUUGCCGGAGCUCGUUUGCGGAGGCUGGCCAGCAUACUGGACUCUGGGUGUGGGAGAAUGGCCCAAAGCCGGUGAAAUCGACAUCUACGAAGGCUGGAACCUGGACAUUCACAAUAAGCCCGUGUUCCACGUCGGUCCCGCGUCCGAAUUUGGGUCAUGCACCAUUGAACAGGGCGAUCAAUACUCAGGAAUCAUCUCCUCCAAUUGUGACAAUACAUUCGCCGACAAUAAAACUCAGUGGCUAAACCAGGGUUGCCAGUCAAGAGAGACAACAAACACCAUUUGGGCUUCCCCGAAGGGAGGAAUCCAGGCCCUCGAGUGGACCACGGAGUACAUUAAGCUGUUUACUUGGCCGCAUGGCCAGGAGCCCGAUAACCUGAACGACGACGAGCUCGAUACUUCGUCGUGGGGCCAGCCGUCCGUUCAGUUACGGGCCACGAAAUGCGACAUCAACCGCAUCUUCCAGGAGCAGCAACUCAUGUUCACUCUUCCCGUUUGCGGAAACCCACCGGGCAGUGAUCAAUUCUGGAAAGAGCUAGAUGGAGGCAGUAACAAAACAUGCGACAAGGUCACCAGAGAGCCAACCUGCAUCGACUUUGUUUCCAAGAAUCCUCAGGCCUUCAAGAACUUUUACUUUCAAAUCAAGGACAUCCGCUACUUGACGCAGAAGGUCAUCAAGCCAACGAACCACACCACUAUUGCGACGUCGACAAGGUCCAUGAACCGCACGAGCACUGCCACAUCCCUGACGACAACAGUGUCCCUGAACCACACGACUAUUGCAUCGUCCUUGACAGCUACAGUGUCCAAGAACCAGACUCGUAUUACCACGGCGACUGGGUCGACGAUCCAAGACGGCCAAACGGGUAUCCAAGAGGCUGUGACGGCAACAUCGACCGCCUCAAAGGCUAGCGUCUCCUGCAAGCAUAGACAUGGUGCGCGACACAUCUAA